AUGGCUAGAUUUAACUCCAAUUUUGAUGCUGCUUGUCCUUUCUGCAGGGUAGGGAUUGAGAACUUAAACCAUCUUUUUCUCUCUUGUCCCUACGCUGCAGAAAUUUGGAGGAAGACUGGUUACUCUUCUCAAGGUUUUCUAUCCUUUGAAGACUGGUUUGAUUCUUGGUUUGUUUCUGGUUUCUGUAAGCAGACAACAGAAAAUCUUAUCAUCAUUUGUUGGAAGCUUUGGGAGGCCAGAAACAACCUUAUUUUCAGACAUCAAUUAACCCCCCCAGCUUCUGUAAUUUUUUCUUCUACGAUUACUGCUGAACAGUACAGAUUGGCCAACAAACCAAGGUCUUGGGGUAACUCUCUCCCUUCUAAUGCAAAGCACUCAAUGAUCAAGUGGCAGCCGCCUCCUCCUGGCUUCUGUAAGCUCAACUUCGACGGGUCGGUUAUUGGAAACAAGAAUGCUGCCUCGGGUUUUGUCCUUCGAGAUGAACAUGGCACUCCUAUUGUUGCGGGUUCUAGGAACAUCGGCAUUGCCUCUGUUCCUGUUGCUGAAGGAAACGCUCUUAGAGAUGGUCUUUAUCAUGCUCUGAUCAACAACUGCAAGAAAGUGUUGGUGGAAGGGGACUCGAAACUUGUGAUUGAUGUCAUCAACAAGAAGUGUACCAUCCCUUGGAGACUCCGGAUCCUUGCUAGAGACAUAGCCUACUUGGCUAGUAGCUUUGACCACAUUGACUUCUCCUUUGCUCCCCGUGAAGCCAAUUUUGUGGCGGAUGCCAUUGUGAAUCAUGGUCAUAGUCUGAAGAACCCUUUCACGUGGAAAGGGAAGCUCCCUCUCUCGGCGCUUACAGCUUCUAAUUUUGAUAAUUUUAGUUCUGGUUGUCCUAGGGGUUUCAAGUUGUAA
This is a messenger RNA of Rosa rugosa (rugosa rose), 894 nucleotides long. RefSeq lists its product as uncharacterized. Lineage: Eukaryota; Viridiplantae; Streptophyta; Magnoliopsida; Rosales; Rosaceae. The transcript has a single exon. Bases 1 to 894 code for a protein of 297 amino acids. Gene Ontology annotation, molecular function: RNA-DNA hybrid ribonuclease activity; nucleic acid binding. The record is from RefSeq and is a predicted model, not a curated record.